Acipenser ruthenus (sterlet) is the source of this 3827-nucleotide messenger RNA. RefSeq names its product ankyrin repeat domain-containing protein SOWAHB-like. The record is from RefSeq and is a predicted model, not a curated record. Bases 2392 to 2775 code for a protein of 127 amino acids. The transcript is spliced from 4 exons. Lineage: Eukaryota; Metazoa; Chordata; Actinopteri; Acipenseriformes; Acipenseridae. Gene Ontology annotation, molecular function: protein binding.
UUACACUGAGCAUCUUAACACAUCAGGAUGAGGCCAGCGUGUUUCGCACUCCUCCUAUCUGUGCUGCUUUUUGUCAGCACGUGUUUUCCACAUCAAGGUUGCAGGUGAUAAAGCAGCAGGAUAUUCAACAGGGUUUAUUUCCAGGGUAUUGUGUUUCUACCUGCACUGUGUUAGAUAACCCAGAAAGCACACAGAGGUAUAUCAGUAACAAGUGCUUAAACAAUCAGACCAAGCACAGAAUGGAUUAGCAGGGAUUGUUAACCGCUCCGUUUAGUAAUUCAGCUGCAGUAUCGGGAUGUCAGGAUGAGCCAUUCUCUUGGGGCGCUCCCAGGGGGGUAGGGUUACUGUUUACUUGGUUGUUUUAUUAUGUCUCGGGGUACGGAUGUAUAUUUAUUGAGGUAUCGCGACAGUUAGUUAUUGAGCAUUGUAAUGAACGUGCCCAUUAAAGUCGCUUGGCUUGGGAUGUGUCUACAUGUGCUGUGUCUUAUCUACCCAGUAUUGAGUGCUGAGUAAACCAUGUGGAACGCAGGGAUGGAACACAAUGGCCUCUAGUGGGCGCUCUUGAGGCCCGUUGGUGCAUUGCACGUGAUUGAUUGAUUGAACCAUGAGCAACUUAAAAGCUGUGUGCUUUGAUGCCUGAGCUCAUUCGUUCUGAAUCCUAUCACUCAAUGAUGAGCACUUCCACUUAAACCACCAUGCGAUAGGGGCUUCAGUGCUUUUUUGUUCUAGUUGCACGCAGAGUGUUUUUCACAGAAUGUCUGAGCAGCACUUGUCUGAGUGAGCAGCAUCCUGAUUGUACUGAUCAGUCACUCCAAUCAAUCAAUCAUUCAAUCAAUCAAUCAUUCAUUCAAUCAAUCAAUCAUUCAGUCAAUCAUUCAGUAUUGCGAGACAGAUGCAUGACAAAUACAAACCUGUGACUAUACCUCCAGAGACACUCGGACACACAGGCUCCUUGCUGUGAGAGCUUGGCACAGGGAUUUUCCAUUAUUACAAUCAGUAAGGAAACGCUACGCUCUCAGUUGCUUUAUCAGCACAGCUGGUCCCGCAGUUUAUCAUUGAUAAUCAGUGUAACGGUUGAAAAGAGAAGUGUACAGUAGACGAACGACCCUCCAUUCAAAAAUACUAUUUUCAAAUCUUUAAACAAGCGAAGGAAAUCUUUUACUACUACAUAUCAUUGUUGCUUGAAAUCCAAUUGCAGCGUCUAAAUGAAUGUUUCAUUAGAAAGUCCCCACAGCUAGCCCAAGAAACCUGCCGUGGAGUGAGAGUAGAAGGGAAGCUUUUUAAAAAGACGCUUUUCUGAACAAUAAAAGUCAUUCAGUAAAACUCUGGGGAAUGUUUUCAGCAGUUACUUUGUUUGAGAAGGGCAAAUUUGUAAUGUAUUUACCUAAAAGGAUAAACGAACACAGACAUGCACGUACACACACACACACACACACACACACACACACACACACAGUCUCCUAACUGUAUCUUCUUGUUAAUCCUGACACAUGUUCAGUGCUGUCAGAGCUGUGCAUGAAAAGCCAUGUCGAGUAAUGAUUUCAAAGGAGAAAGUCAGAGGGGGCCAUUCAGCAUUGCUUAGAUAGCAAAUCUAGAGUAAUUGCAACAAGUCUGUAAACAGAAAGAGAGACAUUGGUGAAACUCGCUAAUCACGCAUGCAAUUAUACAGGGAACACUUAGUAUAAUUUUGGACAUCAUUUUUGUUGUAAAUAUGAGGCUUGGUAAUUGCGCUGGGUGUUCUGAGCGUUGGGCGGGGAGACAGGAGUGAUGGUUUUGGGGCUGAUGAGUUGGGUGGGUUAGGCAUCUGAGGGUCACACCAACAUCAUCAAUCACGCGGCCUCUGACAGCCGUUCACACCCUGCCCUGCUGUGGGCACGCUCGGUUUGUUGUUUUGUAAUUAGCCCCGUUAAAUCACAGGAAACGUCACUCAGCCUUUUGCACAGCUGGCCAGUGCUGUCAGUGAGCCAAUCGCAGAGCAGCGCUGCGGUUAGAUUGACUGCAGCAACAACAAAGAGCAUCUGGUGAACCGCACUGCGCACAGGCUGCAGCAUUGGAAAGGGCGAGGGAGCUGGGGGGGCUUUUCAUCAGCUUAAAGAUUCCUUUCUGUGCCAGUACAGGUGCACAGGAGAAUCCAGUUACUGAGGCUUCCAGGGGAAAGGUUUCAAACGGAACGUAUUGGAGGGGCCGCGCAGAGUGUUGCAAAGUUGGGUCUGUCUGGGUUGUGGAGGAAGCGCAAAAGGAAGUGGUCAUGCUUUAUGGUGUUGAUUGGUGGGAAACGUACAUGUGCUGAUCUGGUUGCAGUUAGGAGUCUGAAAUCACUUUUUUUUCCUUUUCUUUCCCCUUUUUAAAAAGACAGCGUUGCACUGGGCAGCCAAGCAUGGUAAAGAAGACAUGGCGACCAUGCUGGUGGAUGCAGGGCUGGAUGUCAAUACCAGGGCAGGUUACACCCCGCUGCACAUUGCAGCUCUGCACGACCACAGGCACAUCAUCGAUCUUCUAAUCAACUACGGUGCAAAUCAGAAUGUGAGGGAUUACAGUGGCCACUUAGCUCUGCAGUAUCUCAAAAUGCAGCAUUCCAGUGAUGGCAGGAGUGAUCCACAAUUCCCGGUUUGUCACGGGAACGAGCGCAGGAACAGGAAGCUGGCGACGCUUUUCUCUGGGAGCUCGAAGAAGAGGUGGGGCUCGGCAGAGGACCUUGCGAGCGGGGAGGAGAAGGGGGGCGGGUCCCAGCUGCUCAUGCCACCAGCGUUCAGGCCCAGGAAGUUCUCCCGGUAACAGCUGGAGGCAGAGCCAGCUCCUCCCGAUCCUCCCCAAGUCCCUGCAGCUGCACAAGACCAAGGGUGCCAUGGAAGGAAUGGCUACUCCAGCCUUGAAACCGCUGCUUUUAAAAUGAAAAGCUGGGAUCUGUUCUGCAAAAAUAUAGCACAGCGUUUUCCAUAAGGGAUUCAAGUAUCUGACGCUACAGUCCUUUUAAAUAUGCAAUUCUUCCUGUAUUUGGAUAAGGGGCUGAGAACGUGUCGCUUCUAUUUCUUUUUUUGCUUUUAUUUUGCUGUCUCCAAAACCAAGUUGCUGUGCAUAUUGUCUCAGAUGUUUCAUAUCAAUGCUACCACAGUUCUAGAGGAAUCACACACAGCAGUGUGUAUUUUCUGCACUAAAAACUAGGUAAAUAGAUGAAGUACGGCAAUAGGGGUCCUGCAUUUUUGUGUAGCUGUAUGUAUAGAUUUGUAUUUUUUACAGUGUUGUAUGAAUUGGCUGAUGCUCUUUGAAACGCUGGAGCGAAUGCAGGGCGACCGACUCCCUCCCUUCAGACUGCAAGAGAGCGUUUGGGUUGAGUGCCGAUGUCGCUUCUGCAGAGUACCUCCAGGAGCCUCCUCGAAGGGUAUGACAUUCAUGAAGGGUUUAAAGGCAAGCCCGUGGUGUUUGAGGCUGCAGUGAGGUGUUAAACCCGCCCGCCUGAAAGAAUUCCAGAAUGGAAUCCGGACUCUUAACGUUCCACGAGAGUGUUUUGAUGUUCUAACUGCAUUGUGUCAUGUAAACAGCACUGCAGAAGUGUUGAGCUGGGACAGCAAGUCUUACAAUGUUACAAAAGAAUUGUUUGUCAUUUGAUUGUGCUGUGUGUGUGUUUUUUUUGUUCUUUGUUGUACAGAAGUUUGCAGGAAGUAACAAAUAUCAAGCUUAGAGAUCACAUGUUCUUAAUUCAUGGUCUUAAUUAUAUAUAUAUAUAUAUAUAUAUAUAUAUAUAUAUAUAUAUAUAUAUAUAUACCGUAUAUGCAAAAAUAUAUAUUUGCUGUUUACUCUAUUUUUGCAAUUGGUAAAAAAAUAAAUGA